Petromyzon marinus (sea lamprey) is the source of this 3830-nucleotide messenger RNA. It is a transcript of the gene TRAF6, whose product is annotated as TNF receptor associated factor 6. Gene Ontology annotation, biological process: regulation of apoptotic process; lipopolysaccharide-mediated signaling pathway; regulation of canonical NF-kappaB signal transduction. Gene Ontology annotation, cellular component: plasma membrane signaling receptor complex. The record is from RefSeq and is a predicted model, not a curated record. Gene Ontology annotation, molecular function: zinc ion binding; ubiquitin protein ligase activity; tumor necrosis factor receptor binding. Lineage: Eukaryota; Metazoa; Chordata; Hyperoartia; Petromyzontiformes; Petromyzontidae.
CUUCCUCAUUAAUAGAUAUAAACAAGUAUGGGCAAUGACCCGUCAAACCAGACUUCCUCUGAAAUUAAAUGGAAACCCAUUUUGCACAUUACUGACAAUUCAAAUGUGAAAACCCUCACGUAAUCGGAAUGUUUUAUUGGUUGUGUACAACAUUGUGGGUGCGUUUAUAUGUACGCGUACAUAUGAACAUGUAAAACAGGCGAUUUUUUUCGAGCAUGGCUCUUGUUCACAGCGCAAGGAAAGCGAGGGGGCUUAGGCAGGACGCAUGGCGAGGGGAGACGGUCGAGACCGUGAGGGAGUCGCAGCCUCAGAGGGAAUCUCGCCCUUGGGGACGUCCGCCGCAGAUGUGAGAGCGGCUUGCCUGCGGGAUAGAGAUGCAUGUAUCGCCGUUGCAUGGAUGGACGCCAGGGCUCUCCACUGUUGGAUGGCCGCAGCCAUUCAGCAGCGGAUAGAGCCUGGGUGGAGAUAACGCCCCCCCCGCACACCCAAUCGUGACGUCACGGGGCUUCCCCGAGGUCACGUGACGUGGGGGCUGAGUCCCCGGAUGAAGGAAGCGAGAUACCGGGGGCAGCACCCGGGGGCCGAGGUUGAAUUUCGGUGGGCCGACUUCAGGGGGAGCGUCGGGGUUCAAAGUGCGCCGAGAACUGGGAUCUGAGGUCCGAGUACAGAGGUUCGAGCAACCGGGUCCGAGGUUCUGUGCAGGCCCCAUCCGGGCCGUGGGGCCGCGUUGCACAAUGAGCUGUGGCAGUGGUCGCGAAGUGGACAAUGAGGCAUGCUGCAGCGCACGGGGGUUGCGCACGCCAGGAGACACAACCGAUUAUUCAGAGAGCGGCCUCUCCUUCCAUUCGGUGUCUGGCGAUGACUCGGCCACCGAGGCUCAAGGCUACGAGGCUGACUUUGAGCCGCCCCUUGAGAGCAAGUACGAGUGCCCCAUCUGCCUGAUGGCACUGAGGGAGCCCGUGCAGACUCCCUGCGGACACCGCUUCUGCAGAGCAUGCAUCCUGCACUCCAUGAGGGACGCCGGUCCCAAGUGCCCCGUGGAUAACGCCGUGCUCCAUGAGGGACAACUCUUCCCCGAUAACUUUGCCAAGCGCGAGAUCCUAUCGCUCACCGUGCGAUGUCCCAACAAGCCAUGUGGUCACCGCGGCGAGCUGCGUGCCCUACAGGAACACCAGUUGCGUUGUGAGUACGCGCAGGUGCCAUGUGUGCGCUGUGAGAUGCCUGUGUGCCGGCGGGACCUGGCAAAGCAUGAGGAGCAGGAGUGCAUGAGACGCAUUGUCACUUGUCUCCACUGCUGUGAGAAGAUGGCAUACAAAGACUCAAAGAACCAUGAACAGAUGUGUCCACUCGUCGUGGUGAAUUGCAAACACUGCCAACAGGAGCUGAUCCGGGAACAGCUGGGGCCGCAUCUGGAGGUCGACUGUCAGCAAGCCCAGGUGCCCUGCACCUUCAGCCCGCUCGGCUGUGAGGCUCAGAUGGUGCGGUCGCUGCUGGCCGCUCACAUGCAUGAGCACACGCAGGUGCACAUGCGUCUCCUGGCCAAUGGCCUUAAGAUCCUGCGUAUCCAGGUUGGCCAGGGUGCCCAACCGUCCUCGGCGGCCGGGUCCUCUGCUCCGCCUAACAGCCUCUCUUGGCUCAGCAGCACGAGCGGCGGGGACGUCCAGACUGCCGGCGCCAGUCGGAGCCAGGGUUCGCGCGACCGCGCCGCAUGCGACUGCGCUCAGGAGCUGGACCGGCUGCGCGAAAUCACGCGGACGUUAGAGGAGCGCGUCGUCCUGCAGCUGCACCAGAUCCGGGAGCUGAGCGCCAAGACGGACAACCAGCAGGGCUUGCUUGCCGAGGCCACGCGCCUCGUGCGCUCACUGGAGGCUCGCGUGGCCGAGUCCGAGUCGCGCCUGUGCGCGGGCAUCUUCACGUGGCGCGUGGAGAGGUUCUCACGACUCCUCCCUGGGGGCCUCGCUUCCGGCUUUGCUUCCGACGGAAUGCACCCAGACGCUCCGGCUGUCAUGCACAGCUCGGGAUUCUACACGGGAGUCCCCGGCUACCGCCUGUGCCUUCGCCUGCAGGUGCUGAGCGGCCGCGAGGUUCCGGCGGGCGCGGCUUCUCCCAGCGUGCUGCUCGCCGGGCGCCAACCUCAUCUGGCCUUGUUUGUUCACCUGCUGCAAGGCGACUAUGACCACCGCCUGCCAUGGCCCUUCAAAGGUCGCAUCCGCAUCUCGGUGGUGGACCAGUGUGAGCGCGAUAGCGUGCACGUGACAGAAAUGAUGGAUGCCGAUCCGCAGCUGAGUGCCUUCCAGCGCCCCUCCGUGCACCGCAACCCCAAGGGUUUUGGCUACAUGAAUUUCAUGGAUAUCAACACCCUGCACCACCGCUCUUACCUGCGCGAUGACUGCCUAGUGGUGCGCUGUGAGGUGGUGACGACGCUGGGUCCGGGAGGGUUGCAGCAGCAAGGCCUACUGCUCGAGGACCCCCCACGGCCCCCAAAUCAGCCCGAGAAUGUUCCACAUUCCAUGGGAUGAGCAGAGUGGAGAGUUUAACACAACCAGAAUGUCAGUCGUAAUUAUUUUUUUGUUAUAAUUAUGUUUUUUUUUUACCCAGGAAAACUGAGUCUCGAGACACUUUUUCAGGAGGGUCUUGCCAAGUUUUUACAGGAGGGUGCGAUGUUUUCAUGUGUCAUCCCAAUUGAGCAAUUUGCAGGUCAUUUUUCAGCAUGUGGCCAACACCAGUUACAUCGGGGUUUUUUUGCUGUGAGAGUAAGCCGGAGAACCAAGAGGAAACCCAUGCAAAAAAUGGGAAGACAAACACAUUCUAUACAGAAAGGCACCCGUGUCGGGAAUCGAACCCAGGCACUUCUUGCUGUUCUCAAGUCUUACCAUGCCACCCAAAUAUUAUUGUAAUUGGUCACCCCGAGUUUUAAAUGUAUCCACCAAAGCAGUGGUUCCAAACCUGUGGUUUGUGAAUCACUGUCAACCCCACAGACCACCAUGCACCAAUAAAUAUAAAUAUCUAUUCUAAAUCCGAGUAUCUGCAAACAGAUACGACACACAUUUUAUUUACGUGAUCUGACCCAAAGAAAUCAAUUAUAUAUCUGAAAACACUUCCCACAAGGAUUUUCCUCGGCCUAUGAAUGUCACUGCAAAAUAAAUAUGCACAGUUCCUCAGCAGGGUCUUCAGAUGUCACCACAUUCAGGUACUUUACAAGUCCAACUCGGGAUUUUAGCUGGAGUCAACUGGAUUACGACUUAUGCCGCUCAGUCUCCACCUCCAUUUGCAGAUGACAUGCGGGCUCUCUAAGACAUUAUUUUUUAUUGUCAUUUUCUGUUCGUGCCAGAUAUUCGUUUGUUAACAUACCCAUGUGCCUACAGCCUGUGAGAGCAGCCUUUAUAAUCAAAAGCAUGUCUUCCCUGCUUUUUGUAACUAAAUUGUAAGAAUGUACUGUAUAAACUGUGAGGUAUUGAUAUAAUCAGGCUGCAUUGCGAAUGGUGUCGCAUUAUCUCCUGGUUCGUGGCACGAGAUCAUAUAGAGGCUACACCCAAGCUGCGACGGGAAGUGAUGUGUUUUAUUGUGAGGAUGCAGUGUAGCUCUCGUCUCUGGUGUGACUUGUGUGUUCCAUUACGCUGGGGCGGCGGAUAUUAAAGAGUGAAGAGUUCCUGUCGUGUGCUCCCACGUUUCACGUAACGAGAUUACAUUCUCUGCCAAACGCAGUGGCAAAUUAAUGUUUGGAUGACACACUGAAGCGUGCGAGUGUGGUUUCUAUAUCACUGCAACCUCGUGCUAGUUUUGCAUCGAUAUUUCAUGAAUCUGAAAUAAAGCCUUGUUACAAAAAUCAA